Molecule: messenger RNA, 1205 nt
Organism: Ipomoea triloba (trilobed morning glory)
Lineage: Eukaryota; Viridiplantae; Streptophyta; Magnoliopsida; Solanales; Convolvulaceae
Product: GDSL esterase/lipase At1g74460
Exons: 5
Coding region: 22-1125 (367 amino acids)
Molecular function (GO): hydrolase activity, acting on ester bonds
Source: RefSeq, a predicted model, not a curated record
GUGAAACAGUAUGGUAUUGCAAUGGAGUUGGGUGUGGUUGUGAGCAUUAUUUUAAGCGUUAUUGUGUUGGUCCAACAAGGUUGUGAGUCGAAGGUUGUCCAGUUCAUCUUCGGCGACUCCCUGUCGGAUGUUGGGAACAACCAGUACCUGUCUAAGAGCCUGGCCAAGGCUAACUUGCCAUGGUAUGGCAUUGAUUUUGGCAAUGGAUUGCCUAAUGGCAGGUUCUGCAAUGGCCGCACCGUAGCUGAUAUUAUAGGUGAUAAAAUGGAACUUCCAAGACCUCGAGCUUAUUUAGAUCCAUCAUUGUCCGAAGAUGUUAUUUUGGAAAAUGGAAUCAACUUUGCUUCUGGUGGCGGUGGGAUUUUGAAUGACACCGGUAACUUAUUUAUGCAGAGGUUUUCCCAUUACAAACAGAUAGAGCUAUUCCGAGGAAUCCAAGAACUAAUACGAGAAAAAAUUGGGAGCAAAGAAGCAGAGAGGUUUUUCCAGGAAUCGCAAUACGUGGUCGCAUUAGGUAGCAACGAUUUUAUCAACAAUUACUUGAUGCCAGUUUACCCCGCUUCUUGGAAGUACAAUGAUCAAACCUUCAUCCCUUUCCUAAUGGACACUCUCCGAUCCCAACUCAUUAUGUUGCACAGUUUAGGGGCAAGAAGAUUGAUAGUAUUUGGGUUGGGGCCAAUGGGGUGCAUUCCACUUCAAAGGGUUUUGAGUACCAGUGGAGGGUGCCAAGACAGGACAAAUCAACUAGCUAUGGCCUUUAAUGAAGGAGCAGCCAAUCUUGUGAAUGAAUUGUCAGCCACCCUUCCAAAUGCAAGCUUCAAAUUCGGAGAUGCCUAUGAUGUUGUCAAUGAUUUGAUUACCAAUCCAAACAAAUAUGGGUUUAGUAACUCUGACUCACCGUGUUGUUCGUUCGGGAGAAUCCGGCCGGCGCUGACGUGUAUUCCGGCGUCGACGCUGUGCAAAGACAGAAGCAAGUAUGUGUUUUGGGAUGAAUACCAUCCCACAGACAGCGCAAAUGAAUUGGUUGCAAAUGAGAUGAUAAAAAAGCUUGGGUUUUUGAAGGUCAAUGGCACAGAUAAUGCUUCUUCCCCUGGACCAGCCAUGCCUCCUUCCUCAAAUGAUUAAAUUAUUAUCCAACGUUUUUAUACAUUUCAAACAAAAUCUCAAGAAUUCUUGUUUGCUCAGCAAUUUUAUUUUAUUUUAUU